AUGGUCUCAUCAGAUUCUUCUUCUUUUGAAACAACACUAAGCCUCCCAAGUCUAGAUCUUUCAAAGCCAUUACAAGCUUCUUCUUUGUCUUCUCUUUCUGAAGCUUGUCAUCAAUGGGGUUUCUUCAAUAUUGUCAAUCAUGGAAUCUCAAAGGACCUUUUUGAAACUAUCCAUUCCUUUUCUAAUCAACUCUUUGAUCUCCCUAGUGAAACAAAGCUUAAACUUGGGCCUUUUUCAUCCAUCAAAACUUACACUCCUCCUUUCAUUGCUUCUCCUUACUUUGAAAGUUUUAGAGUUUCCGGCCCGAAUUUUCAUUCAUCUGCUAAAGACUCUGUCCAUGUUAUAUUCGACGAAAAGCAUCAUGAACUUAGUGAAAUAUUGGAAGAAUAUGGGGAGAAAAUGACCGAAUUGUCAAAGAAGAUAAUGAAGAUCGUGUUAAUGAUCUUAGGCGAUGGAUUUGACACAAAAUUUUACGAUUCUGAUUUCAAGAAUUGUCAUGGUUAUUUAAGAAUAAAUAGAUAUUCACCACCAACAAACUUUGAGGAGAAAGAAAGUACCAUGACCGAAGGACUAGGUAUGCAUACUGAUAUGAGUUGCAUAACAAUUGUAUAUCAAGACGAAAUAGGAGGAUUACAAGUUAGAUCGAAAUUAGAAGAAGAUCAAGGAAGUAGGUGGAUGGACAUUGUUCCAGUUGAGGGAACGUUGGUUGUAAAUAUUGGCGACUUGUUGCAAGCUUGGAGCAACGACAAGCUCAUAUCGUCUCAACAUAGAGUUGUGUUGAAGAAGCCGGUUAACCGGCUUUCUAUUGCGUUCUUUUGGUGUUUUGAAGAUGAGAAGGUGAUUGUGUCUCCUAAAGAAGUUGUGGGCAAUGACAAUGCAAGAGUUUAUGAGCCAUUUCUUUGCUUGGAUUACUUGAAAUUUAGAGAAAGUAAUGAAGAAGGGAAGUUUGAAAAAGUUGGUCAUACAGUCAAAGAUUUCGUUGCACAUAGCACCAAACUUGUCUCCAAAAGUUCUCAUCAUAAGGCAAUGGAGUGA
This is a messenger RNA of Erigeron canadensis, 1035 nucleotides long. Its product is annotated as gibberellin 20-oxidase-like protein. The record is from RefSeq and is a predicted model, not a curated record. Gene Ontology annotation, molecular function: dioxygenase activity. The coding region runs from base 1 to 1035 and encodes 344 amino acids. Lineage: Eukaryota; Viridiplantae; Streptophyta; Magnoliopsida; Asterales; Asteraceae. The transcript has 2 exons.